Nicrophorus vespilloides is the source of this 940-nucleotide messenger RNA. RefSeq names its product mannose-P-dolichol utilization defect 1 protein homolog. The transcript is spliced from 2 exons. Bases 97 to 837 code for a protein of 246 amino acids. Gene Ontology annotation, biological process: oligosaccharide biosynthetic process. Lineage: Eukaryota; Metazoa; Arthropoda; Insecta; Coleoptera; Silphidae. The record is from RefSeq and is a predicted model, not a curated record.
GUCAGAGCUGUCAAAGGUCACUUUACCAAUUGUCAGUUGAGUUUUCUAAAUGAGUUGUGCAGGCGGUUUUUAACGAAUUUAUUUUUUAAAUUAAAUAUGGAUUUGAUUAAGCAGGCCUCCAGUUUAAUCCUGUCGCCUCAGUGCGUGGAUGAGUACUUUGUGAAUUUCAAUUUCUUUGAUGUGCCAUGCUUCAAAUCGACGCUAAGCAAAUGCCUGGGUUUAGGCAUAAUCCUUGGAUCAAUUCUGGUGAAACUCCCCCAGAUCAUGAAGAUUAUGAAGAAUAAGAGUGGAGAAGGCAUCAGCCUGAUCAGUGUAAUGCUGGAUUUAAGUGCAAUUACCAUUUACUCUUCCUACAGCUUCCUGAAGGGAUUCCCAUUCAGCGCUUGGGGUGAUAGUGCCUUCCUUGGAGUGCAAACAGCCAUCAUUGGUUUCUUGGUGUUUUGGUUCUCUAAUCAGAAGAGCAAGUCAAUUCUUUUCAUGACUGUUUAUUGUGUUGUUUCUUACAUUCUUAUGAGUGGUUUAACUCCAAUCAACACUUUGUGGACGAUGCAAGGAUUCAACAUUCCAAUCUUGUUAACUGGAAAAUUAGCUCAAGCAUACACAAACUACAAGAAUGGUCAUACUGGACAAUUGUCAGCUGUCACUGUUAUUAUGUUGUUUGCUGGUUCAGUUGCUAGGAUAUUCACUUCUAUCCAAGAAACUGGUGAUAGCAUGGUCAUCAUUACAUAUCUGGCGUCAUCAUCUGCAAAUGCUGUGAUCUUGAUGCAACUAAUGUACUACUGGAAUGUGGAUAUUACUAAAACCAAAAAGCAGAAGAGCAAGAAGAAGAAGCAAUAAGCAUUAUAAUAAUUGUAUUAAAACUAAUAUCAGAAAUGUGUGUUUUUUAUAAGAAUACUUUAGCCAAAGGUAAUAAUAAACGGUUUUUGAAUUUGUCUAUAAA